AUGUGUGUCGACUACAGGAAACUGAACUCCUCUACGCGCAAGGACCACUACCCCUUGCCAUUCAUAGAUCAGAUGCUUGAGCGCCUUGCCAAUCAUCAAUACUACUGUUUCUUGGAUGGAUACUCAGGAUUUUUCCAAAUUCCAAUCCACCCAGAUGAUCAGGAGAAGACUACAUUCACUUGUCCCUAUGGCACAUAUGCUUAUAGGAGAAUGCCUUUUGGAUUGUGCAAUGCUCCAGCUACAUUCCAAAGGUGUAUGAUGUCCAUAUUCACAGAUCUAAUAGAAGAGAUUAUGGAGGUUUUCAUGGAUGAUUUCUCAGUAUAUGGUUCUUCCUUUGAAUCAUGUUUGGGAAAUCUUGGAAGAGUGCUACAGAGAUGUGAAGACAAGCACCUAGUUCUAAAUUGGGAGAAGUGCCACUUUAUGUUAAAGAUAUCAGAAGCUUCUAGGACAUGCUGGUUCUACAGGAGGUUCAUUAAAGAUUUCUCACAGAUAGCAAGGCCGCUAACACGCCUAUUAUGCAAGGAUAUUAACUUUGAGUUCACAGAGGAGUGUCACAAGGCUUUCACUAAGAUCAAAGAUGCAUUGGUCAGUGCGCCAGUGGUUCAACCUCCAAACUGGGAACUACCUUUUGAGAUAAUGUGUGAUGCAAGUGAUUAUGCAGUAGGAGCAGUGCUUGGACAAAGAAAAGACAAGAAGCUACAUGUGAUCUACUAUGCCAGCAGAACACUUGAUGAGGCACAAUGCAAGCUACCUGAAGAAUCAGUUUAUGCAGCUGAAGCUAGCAAUAAGCAUGGACAACUAGGCCAUCACAGGCCAGGAACAAAGAUCUCAUCAUCAAACACACCAUGGUUUCGCCACAUAGCAAACUUCCUUGCAGCUGAAUACCCACCACCAAACUUCUUUGGCUACAGAAAGAAGAAAUUUCUGCGUGAUGUAAGAAGGCACUUUGCCACUUACAAGACAGUAUCCAAGGUCCUACAAGCUGGAUUUUGGUGGCCAACUAUGUUUAAGGAUGCUCAUGCAUUCAUAUCAAGAUGUGAUGCUUGCCAAAGAAUGGGAAAUAUAAGCAAGAGGAAUGAGAUGCCACAGAACUUUAUACUAGAAGUUGAAGUUUUUGAUGUUUGGGGCAUUGACUUUAUGGGACCCUUCCCAACCUCUUUUGGUGACCAAUACAUUCUAGUGGCAGUUGAUUAUGUCUCCAAAUGGGUGGAAGCCAUUGCCAGCCCUACUAAUGACGCACAAGUGGUCAUCAAGAUGUUUAAAUCCAUCAUUUUUCCAAGGUUUGGAGUGCCUAGGAUAGUCAUAAGUGAUGGAGGUUCACAUUUCAUAAACAGAAUCUUUGCCAACCUUUUGAAGAAGCAUGGAGUUACUCACAAAGUUGCCUCUCCUUACCACCCUCAAACUAGUGGACAAGUUGAGAUCUCAAACAGAGAACUCAAGAGCAUACUUCAGAAGACAACAGGCAAGACAAGAAAGGAUUGGAGUGCCAAACUAGAUGAUGCUCUAUGGGCAUACCGCACUGCCUUCAAAACACCACUUGGUACCACCCCCUUUCAUCUUGUUUAUGGUAAAGCAUGUCAUUUACCUGUGGAGCUGGAGUACAAAGCAGCUUGGGCUAUUAAGGAGUUGAACUUCAACCUAAAGACAGCAGGAGAAAGAAGAUUGAUUCAGCUGAAUGAGCUUGAUGAGAUUAGGCAUCUGGCUUAUGAGAAUUCAAAGAUCUAUAAGGAGAGAACCAAAGCUUUCCAUGACCGCAAGAUCAUCCCAAAGAACUUUGCGCCAAACGACCAAGUUCUACUAUUCAACUCAAGGUUGAAACUCUUUCCAGGAAAGCUUCGCUCAAGAUGGUCAGGACCAUUCAGGAUUAAAGAAGUUCGCCCCUAUGGAGCAGUGGUACUAUGGGACCCAAUGGGAGGAGACUUUACAGUCAAUGGACAAAGGUUAAAACCUUACCUAGCCUCCACCACCAUACCACAGGAGACCACACUAGCUCUUGGCGAUCCACCAGAUCCUUAA
Molecule: messenger RNA, 2016 nt
Organism: Microthlaspi erraticum
Lineage: Eukaryota; Viridiplantae; Streptophyta; Magnoliopsida; Brassicales; Brassicaceae
Source: the annotation of a GenBank genome assembly